Molecule: messenger RNA, 1530 nt
Organism: Patella vulgata (common limpet)
Lineage: Eukaryota; Metazoa; Mollusca; Gastropoda; Patellidae
Product: high mobility group protein 20A
Exons: 11
Coding region: 123-1184 (353 amino acids)
Biological process (GO): regulation of gene expression
Cellular component (GO): nucleus
Source: RefSeq, a predicted model, not a curated record
GUGCUCGCCGGGGAGCAAAUUCGCCAUUUUGAGAAAAUUGUCUAUCCCCCUCUACGGCCCAUUGAAAUAAAAAAACCGAAGCACAUGGCACGAUAGUCAAAUAGAAUUAAUCAGAAACAAAAAUGGAUUUAGGCCCAAAUGCCAGUUCAAAUAUGUUGUCGGACAUGAGAGGUCUGAAACUGAACUUUGAAAACUUUGAUGAUGAAGUUUCUAAAGAAAGUAAUGAUUUGACAGUUGAUGCAAGUUUUCCAGAAUCCGGUUUUCUUGCUGGUCACAAAAGUGGAGAUUAUGUAUCUGAUAUGAAUCAAGUGUCUAGUCUUCAGGCUACAGCUAAUCCUGCAGAUAUUCAUGACAAUUUAGAGGCAAAAAAGAAAAGUGGUUGGCCGAAAGGUAGAAAGAGAAAGAAGGGUAUAAAGGAUGCCAAUGCUCCUAAACAGCCAUUAACAGGAUAUGUUCGUUUCUUGAAUAAUAGACGAGAACAGUUACGCCGUGAGAACCCUAAUUUAACAUUCAGUGAGAUAACUAAAAUAUUAGGAGCUGAAUGGUCUAAAUUACCUCAACAUGACAAACAGCGUUUCCUUGACGAUGCUGAAAAAGAUAAGGAAAGAUACCAAAGAGAAGUAGAAGCAUAUCAAAAAACAGAAGCAUAUAAACAGUUUAAAACACAGCAAGAAAAAAGAUUAAAAGGUGAUGUAGACGACAGUGAUAUUCAUAUAAAUGGAGAUACUAUAGAAGAUGAUAUAGAUCCUACUGGUGGUACAACUGGAAAUUUUGAUAUACCCAUUUUUACAGAAGAUUUCCUAGAUCACAAUAAAGCAAGAGAAUCUGAAUUACGACAGUUGAGAAAACAAACAACUGAAUUAGAAGAACAGAAUGCUAUAUUGAGUAAACAUAUAGAAAAUAUGAAACAUGCUAUAGAUAAAUUAGAGAUAGAAUCUGUACAACAGCGCAGCACAAAUGUAGCUUUACAAAAUCACCUAGAUGCUUUACGUUCAACUUUAACCUCUCAUUUCUCAUCCAUACCAUUACCAGGAACUAAUGAAAUGCCAUCAUUAGAAACUGUUGAUACAUACAUGGCUAAACUCCACACUUUAAUACUGGAUUCUCCACAAGAAAAUGAAAGUUUAAUAGCUACUGUUAGAGAAAUAGUAGGAAGAUUAAACAGUGAUAGACUUGAACAAUAGUCAUAAACAAAUGCCAAAAGGUGAAACCUUGAAAGUUAAUUCAGAACCAAUCUACUUCUGAAUUACUUCAAAAUACUGUAAAAUGUGAAAUACUGACAUUGACAAUGGUACUUGUUAAAAACAAGCCAGAAUAUUAAAUAUUCACAGACUACUGGUACAAAACCCCAGAAUAAACCAUUUACUGUUACUGAUUGGGUAGUUAAGUUGUUCUUGUAUGUUAUUGAUAUUAAGUAGAAGGGAGGUAACUGUGUUGGAUGUAAACAUGAAAUGACUCGCUGAUGCAUGUAACUUUGUGAAUGAAUGUGUUAAAAUCUAUUAAAUGAAACCUUUCUAAAAGGACAUGUUA